Messenger RNA from Medicago truncatula (barrel medic), 1582 nucleotides. Its product is annotated as mitochondrial outer membrane protein porin 6. The record is from RefSeq and is a predicted model, not a curated record. The coding region runs from base 165 to 1004 and encodes 279 amino acids. Lineage: Eukaryota; Viridiplantae; Streptophyta; Magnoliopsida; Fabales; Fabaceae. Gene Ontology annotation, cellular component: mitochondrial outer membrane. The transcript has 7 exons. Gene Ontology annotation, molecular function: voltage-gated monoatomic anion channel activity. Gene Ontology annotation, biological process: monoatomic anion transmembrane transport.
AAAUAAAACCCUAAAUGAAUAAAAAGUCUCGGUGAAAAAAAUGCAAAAGCAAACCCAGCAGCUCCAUAAAAAAAUGCAGUAGCUGGACACUUUGCUCUUGUAUCAGAAACGAGCAGCCAGUACUUCGCCACGAACAGGUUUAGCACAUUUCAUCCUCAUUCAUUAUGGCUAACGGUCCAGCACCGUUUUCUGAGAUUGGCAAAAGAGCAAGAGACCUCUUGUACAAGGAUUAUAAUUUCGACCACAAGUUUAGCCUGUCGAUUCCAAGUUCCACUGGAUUGGGCCUUACAGCUACAGGGUUGAAGAGGGAUAAAUUUUUUGUUGGUGACUUAAACACGCUUUACAAGAGUGGAAAUGUUACAGUGGAUGUGAAAGUCAAUACAGACUCUAAUGUAUCUACAAAAGUGACUUUGAAUGAUGUUUCCCUUUCCCAUAGUAAAAAAGUAGCGUUGAGCUUCAAUAUACCUGAUCACAAGUCAGGAAAGUUGGAUGUGCAGUAUCUUCAUCCUCAUGCAGCUAUUGAUUCCAGUAUUGGCUUGAACCCAGCCCCUAAAUUGGAGCUUUCCGCUGCAAUUGGAAGCAAAGAUAUAUCUAUGGGUGCUGAAGUUGGAUUCGAUACAACCUCUGCUUCAUUCUCAACAUAUAAUGCCGGGAUUGCCUUCAAUAAACCAGAUUUCUCUGCAACACUUAUGCUGGCUGAUAAAGGACAGUCUCUGAAGGCAUCUUACAUUCAUUAUGUGGACCGCCCAGAUGGAUUAACAGUUGCUGCUGAACUCGCUCACAAGUUGUCCUCUUCUGAGAACAGAUUUACCUUUGGGACCUCACAGUCAAUAGAUCCAAAAACAGUUUUGAAGACUCGAUUCAGUGAUGAUGGCAAAGCUGCCUUCCAAUGCCAACGAGCGUGGAGGCCAAAUUCACUCAUAACCCUAUCUGCCGAGUAUGACUCCAAAAAAAUCAUUGGUUCACCUGCCAAAUUCGGUCUCGCUCUUUCUCUCAAGCCUUAAACUGGUUUGGCAAUCAAAUCUUAUUCAACGACUUUUUAACUUUACCAUUCUAUCAUUUUACAUUGUUGCCAUUACCUCUGGUGGGAUGUUUUAAGCCCUCUCAUAUCAUAAGGUAAACCAAAGGAAUCAAUAUAAUUUGUGAAAUCUUCUAAAGCGGCACAGGGGAGAGACCCGGUUUUGAAAACUUACAUAAUGAUUAGAAUUUUUGUUGCCGAUUUAUUGUGCUGCCAUUCUAUAUCUGGCAUAAGUUGUGGGAUAAACGUUUUUUCCCUAGUGAUUCAUGGUCAGGUGAAUAGUGGAUGUCUGAGGUCUAAUCUCAUUAUUUUACACAACAUCUUCUCAUAUGAACCAAUUGUGGUUUAUCAUUCUAUUCCUUUAACACUUCAUCUACAGAAAAAUACGCAUCUCGAGCAGUUGAAUGAUUACAAUUUAGAUGUUUUAUACUAGGGAUGUAGUAUGCAUAAGAGUAGAUGAGGUGCUGGAGACGGAUUCAUAUGGUGUAUGUGAAUAAAUUCAAUGAUAUGUAUUAUCUUUUUGACGUGGUUACAUAUUGGAUAUUGAUGUUCAGACUUGUAUCA